Molecule: messenger RNA, 429 nt
Organism: Bipolaris victoriae FI3
Lineage: Eukaryota; Fungi; Ascomycota; Dothideomycetes; Pleosporales; Pleosporaceae
Exons: 3
Coding region: 1-429 (142 amino acids)
Source: RefSeq, a predicted model, not a curated record
AUGUUAGCUGUUCCCCCAAGAUUCGUUCAUCCAGUAACCCCGCUUUCUACAAAUCAUCUUGGAACCUCUUGCGGUAGUACUAAGAUUUACCAAGUAUUAUUCCACUGCCACGACCAAGAAUGUCUCUGGAUGUUCUCGCCUUGGCUCCGCCAAAAAUCCCCGACAUUCGUUACCAGACAUCUGGGCCUCUUACAAAUCUCUAGUGAUGUGAAGUUGGCAUGCCAACCGCUUUCGUUCCCGAGUCGCACAUCCCCAGGUAUACCAAGAGAUUUCUUUGAUCAGAUAGCCGAAUCUAGACUUUGGAUCAUGCCAUAUGCUGUCGGGGUCCUGGUACGAAAGUUUGUCCCCAAUGCUGCCUCAUGUGCCGGUCAGAGUUACAUCGAAUGUGAAGUAAAAAGCCAAGACCAAUUUUUACAACGUGCGCGGUAG